Messenger RNA from Stomoxys calcitrans (stable fly), 4574 nucleotides. RefSeq names its product protein fork head (gene fkh). The transcript has a single exon. Lineage: Eukaryota; Metazoa; Arthropoda; Insecta; Diptera; Muscidae. Gene Ontology annotation, biological process: regulation of transcription by RNA polymerase II; anatomical structure morphogenesis; cell differentiation. The record is from RefSeq and is a predicted model, not a curated record. Gene Ontology annotation, molecular function: transcription factor binding; RNA polymerase II cis-regulatory region sequence-specific DNA binding; DNA-binding transcription factor activity, RNA polymerase II-specific.
AACGCGCGGCGGUGGACUACACUUGAGCCUGAGCACGGCCUGAACAAUAUUUGUUAGUAAGCCAAAUAGUAAGACGGCAUUCCCCUCUGCAAACAGUCGAAUUCAAGAGCUCAAGCCAAAGAGUACUCGAGCGCAUUGUAGAAUUUUUAUUUAAUAAUCGCAUAAAAAACAAACCCAAGAAGAAAGCCCAAAAGUAAAGAAACCCCAGAAAGCAAGCACGGGUGGUGUGUUAUUUAUUUGAAAGAAACAACAAACCGAGCAAACGACCUGCCGUCGUCUUUCGAAAAAAUCAAAAGUGUUUUUUAAGUUAAUUUGCCAAACACACAAACAAAACAAAGAAUAUAUCAAAGCAUACACAAAUAAUAAUAAUCAGUCUAUCUGAAUAUUUAAACAAAUAUACAGCAACAACAACAACAUUAGCAACACUUCAGUGGGUGAAUCAAAACAAAACUAAAUCACCAUCAAAUUGCAAAGAACCACAAUAAGCAAAGAGAAUAUACCGAACAAGUGCUAAGAAUCAAUGAGAAAUAUUUACAAAAAAAUUUCAAAGUGAACAACAGUGAAGAAAUGUUGCAAAAUUUCCGAUUCAUUAAAGUUAGGAAAAUUUAAAAAAAAUACUACCAGGUCCUGUGCGAGACGACCUAUCAAACGAUCGAUUGCCUUUUCUAAAUCGUGAACGUGCCGUUAUUUUUUUCGUUCCAUCUUGUUGUCGUUGUCGUUUUUCCUCUAGUGAACGCGUUUCCCACAAAUCGGCAUCAUAACGGCUCAACUAUUGAAUAGUUUCCUCAAGGGUUCGCCCCACCAAACCACGAUUGACAUCAUGCAGAAACUCUACUCGGAGGCUCCCACCAGCGGGCCCAUCAGCAUGACCAGCCAGUCCGCUGGGUCGGCGGGUGGAGGAGGGAAUAAUGCUGGCGGCGGCGGGGGAGGUGGCGGUGGUGUAGGCGGCAAUCCCUCCAAUCCCAAUUCACAGAAUCCGAAUGGCAACAAUUUGGGAAAUCCCUCGAAUGGAGGUGGCAACAUGAGCCCCUUGGCCCGAGCUCCUUAUACCAUGAAUGCCAUGAGUAUGCCCGUUGGCGGUGGCAUGUCUUCGGUCUCACCGCAGACGGCGGCCACAUUUGGCUCCAGUGUCUUGGACUCAGCCGCUGCUGUGGCCAGCAUGGGUGGCUCCAUGGGUGCUGCGGCCGCCAUGAACUCCAUGGCCCAGAAUUGUAUGACUCCCAGCAGCAUGAGCUAUGCCUCCAUGGGUUCUCCGCUGGGACAAAUGGGUAAUUGCAUGGGUGGUGGCAUGUCCACCAUGGCAGCCAUGGGUGGUUAUUCUUCCAUGGCUGCGGCGGCUAGUGCCCGGGACUUGGACACCGGAUCUCCCAACUCGUUGAACAGAUCACGUGUUGAAAAGCCCACCACCUACAGGCGCAGUUACACCCAUGCCAAACCUCCCUAUUCCUACAUUUCCCUCAUCACCAUGGCCAUACAGAAUAAUCCCACACGCAUGCUGACCCUAUCGGAGAUCUAUCAAUUCAUUAUGGAUUUGUUUCCCUUCUAUCGUCAGAACCAGCAAAGAUGGCAGAACUCUAUAAGACACUCGCUGUCCUUUAACGACUGCUUUGUCAAGAUUCCUCGUACCCCCGAUAAGCCGGGCAAAGGCUCAUUCUGGACCCUACACCCCGAUUCUGGUAACAUGUUCGAAAAUGGUUGUUAUCUGCGCCGCCAGAAGCGCUUCAAGGAUGAGAAGAAGGAAGCCAUACGCCAAUUGCACAAAUCCCCCUCCCACAGCAGCUUGGAGGCCACCUCCCCGGGAAAGAAGGAUCACGACGAUUCCCAUCACAUGCACCACCAUCACCAUCACAGUCGGCUGGAACAUCAUCAAUCGCAUCAUCAUCACAAGGACAGUGGUCUUGGCGGGGCUUUGAGUUCGGCCCAUGCCAAGGAUGCUGAAGCUCUGGCCAUGCUGCAUGCCAAUGCCGAAUUAGCGUGCCUGGGACAACAGGCCCAACAUGCUCCCUCCCAUCACCAGCACCACCACCAGCUACAGCAGGAGGAAUUGUCCAGCAUCACAAGCAUGGUCAAUCGUUGCCAUCCCUCACUGAUAAGUGACUACCACUCGUCCAUGCACCAUCUGAAACAGGAACCUUCCGGCUAUGCCCCACCCAGCCAUCCAUUCUCCAUCAAUCGACUGCUGCCGACCGAAUCAAAAGCCGACAUUAAAAUGUACGACAUGAGCCAAUAUGCUGGCUACAAUGCCUUGAGUCCGCUGACAAAUUCACACGCUGCCUUGGGUCAAGAAUCGUACUACCAGAGUUUGGGUUACCACGCACCAGCCGGCACGACCACCUUGUGACAUCACCAGUAUCCCUUGGCUUAAGGAAGAGCGGAACAGAUGCUGCGUAAUGCUGCGACCUCAAGCUCUUCGACGGCGAAUGGCGCCAGUGCCUCCAGUGCGGGGGCUGGGGUCACGGCGGCCGCCACCACCACCACCAGCCCCAGUAGUAGCAGCAUCUUCUCAACAGGUACCAGCAGCGGCGGUCAACAACAGCAACAGCAUCACAGCCUACAAAAUCAGCAGCAAAAUCAAAAUGAGUCGGCACCCUCUACAGCGGCGACCACGUCCAGCCAUCAUCAACACCAUCAUCCUCAUCCUUCUCACCACGAGCAACAGCAGCAGCAACAUCAUCAUCUGCACAAUACCAGUUCCUCGGCGGUAGCGGCGGUGAAUUUCUACAAUCAAAAGCUCAAGGCGGCCGCCUACUUGAAUAGCAAAAUGGCAGCUGCAGCCCAUCACCACCACCAGCACCAUCAGAGUCUGCUGCAAAGUCAAUUGACGCCCAGCGAUCUGCAGGAGGAUUCGUCCAACAUAACAAGUGAUCUGAACGAUGAGCAGUUGCAGCAGGUCCAUCAGCAGCAGCAACAGCAGUUCUACAGCAACUAUCAGCAAUAUGCGGCGGCAGCUUCAUCCUAUCGCAACUGGAAUCACACCUUAAGUUUGAAUGGAGCGGCGGCUUUGCAGAAUCUGCUCUAGACGAGGUACAACUACAGAGAGCGAAAAGUAAGUGGAAUGAAUAUAAAAGCCAGGAGAUAUAACUUAAAGGUCUAGCACCAUAUAUGGGCCUUAAUUUUUGAUUUUGACUGAAUCAUGAUCGGUUGAGGAACAGAAUUUCUUAUGUAAAAAUUCCAUACAGCCAUUUUCUUUGUCACCUUGGACGUGAGGCUUGGCAAAAGAAAACACUUUGGCCAGAGUUUCAAUUAACGUCUCCCCAGCCUCAAGAAAUGGCACAGAGUGACUUUUUAGCACCUUUCCAAAGCCACACUAAUCAUCAUACUCAUCGCUGAACGAUUGAACGAUCAUCGGCUGGCAAGAUCCUUGAAGCCAACGGGAAAUGGAAUAGGUCAUCUUAGGCGGCAUGUGCAGAUGGGUGGUUAGCAUUCGUUGGCACCUUUACGCUUGACGCCAUUGAAACCAACCAACCAACAAACAAACAAACAAAAAUCAAAUCUCAAAGAUACCAGAAACCCCUAAGAAGUAAACCUUUGUAAAUAGGCUCUUUAUACAUUUUAGUUUCUUUUUUUUUAAAUUAAAAAUUUGUUUUUUAGUUUUUUACAAUUAUUUUUCUUUAUUUUUUAUUCGUACACAUGUAAUUGUUAUUAAAAUUGAGGAUGAAAAAUGAAAUUUUUUCUAUAAUUUUUAAAAAGUCUUUGGAUUGGACUUUUUAAAAGCAGCAAUCAAAAGUGAUGUAGGUUUAAGUGAAACUAAACGAAACGAAAAUUAAGCAUUCUUUUGUAUAAAAACAAAAUCCUUGAGACCCACAAAUUCUAAACGUUAACUUUUAAUUGAGAAAAGAUGCCCGCAUAAAAACUCAAGCCGUGCCAUGAGUAUGAAAGACAUUUCUAUAACAAAUUUUUUACUUUUCCGCAAAAAGAUCCACAUCUAGACAGAAUAACCACAAAGAAAACCAAUUUUGCAAUUUUCUUUUGUUGUUAUAGACUUUACAGAGUUAAGUGCAAUUUGUUUUUGUUUAAACCUAACAAAUGGAAACCAACUUCGAAUUCAUGAAAAAACUGAACAAAAGACCAAAAAAUGAAUCUUCAAACCUUUUAAUUAACUAAUUUUUAAAUUUUAGUGUUUUAUUUUUUUUUUUUGUAAUUUUUUUAUAUAGUUUAGUUACUGAAAAACUUACUGUUGUAUUGUUAAAUAGAAGACCCUCCAAAUAUUACCCUGCCCCCUACACGUAAAAAAUAAAACAAUUUUUGUAAAAAUCUUGUAAAAAUAUAAAAGUUAAGCCAAGUUAAAAUUAACAUUUAAUCUUAGAAAUAUUUUAAUUAUGAAAACUAUGGAAGGAAAAACCUACAGCCACAUGUACAUGUAAAUUUUUAUUACAACCCUAAGCUUAUUAUUAAAAAAAAAAACACAAAAAACACACACACACACAACAUUAAUUAAUUACCAAAACGAAAAGGAAAAUGUUUUAAAUUUUAAAAAAAUUCCAUAAAUAAAUGCAAUUAUUAUUCAAUAAUUAAAACUAAAACAAAAACAUCUUUUUUAUUAUCACAAUACAAAACCGAAAAAUACCCCUCCU